This is a messenger RNA of Pangasianodon hypophthalmus (striped catfish), 2474 nucleotides long. RefSeq names its product guanylate-binding protein 1-like. The record is from RefSeq and is a predicted model, not a curated record. The transcript is spliced from 11 exons. Bases 273 to 2153 code for a protein of 626 amino acids. Gene Ontology annotation, molecular function: GTP binding; GTPase activity. Lineage: Eukaryota; Metazoa; Chordata; Actinopteri; Siluriformes; Pangasiidae.
GGUUUUCUCAUACCUGGAUACAGAAGCCGUUAGAGAAACACUGUUUUUCUCACUGAUGCAUAAGGACAGAUAAUUACACUUGCUGUGCGACCGUGGUUUCUCGGAAAGCUCUGUAUUAUUCGAACAGCUUGGGUGGAUCACUCUAUAUGGAAAUAUAGAGCAUUCACUCUAUAUAUAGCCUCCCAGCUCUGUCUCUGUGCCAGUCUGGCAUAGCUCCUGAUCUAGAGUCAUCUUAAGAGCAAGUCCUAGCAUUAGCAGACCCUGAGAGAGCCAUGUGCAGCCCAAUGCCAGAGCCUAUUUGUUUGGUGGAAAAUGUGAAUGGCUCACUAAGUGUGAGUGACGGAGCCAUUGAGUUCCUGUCCAGGAAUAAUCAGCCGGUGGUGGUGGUGUCUGUGGUGGGACUCUAUCGCACAGGAAAGUCUUACCUCAUGAAUCGCCUGGCAGGAAAACAAACUGGCUUUGCUCUGGGCAGCACCAUUGAGUCGAAGACUAAAGGUAUUUGGAUGUGGUGUGUGCCACACCCCCAUAAAACAGGACACACUCUGGUGCUGCUGGACACUGAGGGACUGGGGGACGUUGACAAGGGAGACUCUAAAAACGACGCCUGGAUCUUCUGUCUGGCUGUUCUUCUGAGUAGCACUCUGGUCUACAACAGCCGUGGAACCAUCGACAACACAGCAGUGGAAAAACUACACUAUGUCACUGAGCUUGCAGAGCAGAUUAAGAUCAAAUCACCUGCAUCCACAGCAGCUGAGGCUGAAGAGGAGGAAGAGGAGGAAGAAGACUCUCAGUUUGUGCAAUUUUUUCCUAACUUUAUCUGGACGGUCCGUGAUUUUUCACUGGAGCUGGUGAUUGAGAAAAAGGGUCGCGUGACCGAGGAUGAGUAUCUGGAUUUUGCCCUGCAGCUGAAGAAAGGUCUUAGUAAGAAGGACACCAACUACAAUCUUCCAAGGCAGUGUAUUCGAAACUAUUUUCCAACACGCAAGUGCUUUGUUUUCCCGUUUCCUGCCUCCCAGGACAAAAUGGUUCAGCUCGAGAGCCUGGAUGAGAGUGAACUUUGGCCUGAUUUUCUGAAUGUCACACAGUGUUUCUGUGACUACGUCUUUGCUGCAAGCAAAGUUAAAACAGUUAAAGGAGGAUACAGAGUCACAGGGAGGAUGUUUGGUCACUUAGUGCAGUCGUAUGUGGAAACAAUCUCUAGUGGGAAAGUCCCUUGUCUGGAGAAUGCUGUGGUUGCUAUGGCAAGGAUAGAAAACAAGGCAGCUGUGCAGGAAGGGCUUAAGCUGUACCAGAGUGAAAUGGAACGGAUGAAGAGUUUGUUUCCUGUCAGUUUGAGUACAAUUUCUGCUGAACACAAGAAGAUCAGCAACAUGGCCAACAGUGAGUUUAUGAAGUGCUCCUUUAAAGAUGAAGAAGGAGAAUAUUUCAAGAAACUGGUGGAAGCAGUAGAUAAGCACUAUGCUGAACUAACUGUUCAGAACAUGGAGGCAUCAGAACAGAAGUGCCAGCAGAUUCUGUCUGAUCUAUGCAGGGAGAUGAGUGUGAGGGUGCAGAAUGGAGACUUUGCAAAGCCUGGAGGAUAUAAACUUUACUGCAAACACAGAGACAAUGUCAUCAUGCAGUACCACAGCCAGCCCAACAAGGGAAUCCAGGCUGAGGAGGUGUUGGAGAGGUUUGUGAGUGAGAAGAAUUUGGAGGCAAAAUUAAUUCUCCAGACUGAUGAACGACUGUCUGAAAGUGAGAAAAAGAUUCAAGAGGAGAAAGAACAAGCAGCUCUGUUAGAGCUGCAGUGUAAAGUAGAACAGGAGAGAAAGAUGGAGAUGGAGCAACUGAUGCGGGAGGAAAAAGUGCACCAUGAGCAACGGCUACAGCAGCUGGAGAGGAAGUUUGAGGAGGAGAAGCUUCAGCAGCAGCAGGAGCUGGACAGAGCGCUGGAGAGCAAACUGAAUGAACAGAAAGAACUUGUACAGAAAGAGUUUGAUGAGAAAGCCCAGCUGAUGGGCCUUGAGAUUGAGCAACUUAAAAAAGAAAAAGAUGAACUUUCUCACAGUUUUUAUAAGGAUUAUUUAAUUCCAGGUAUGGAUGUUGCUAAAGAAUUGUUGUCUAUGUACAUCAAGUAUAAAGCGAUGAAGAAAGGGUUACCCUUGAUGUAAGAAAAUCAGGACUGUCAUUCUGUAAUAGAGAACACUGUCUAAAAUUAAGCAACAUUAAUAUGUUUACAAAUAUACAUCUAUAUAUGUACAUUUUCAAUAUAUUUUAAGUGUACUGUUAUAUACUGUAUACUGUAAUAAAUUUAAUGAUGUAUAUGCUACAGAAAAUAUCAUAUUCCUGCUGCUUAAAAUAGGGGAUUCUCACUCUGAAAUUCUUAAUUCCUGCUUCUUAAUUAAAAUGACAAUUGAAGAAAAAGAAAAUAAUAUACACUACAAAAUUGUGUUUACUUAUAAAUGGACAGAAAACAGAAUGGUUUGCUUUUC